UGAAUAUUUCCAUAGUUGGUGGUAUCACUGCGUUUCACAAUUAAUAAAAUGUCGCUGACAAGUUUAUUACCUGCACCAUCACAGGUGGUGUGGGAUAGAGAAGAUGAAGCUCGGGAACAAAAAUUACGCCAAAGACCAGUAUCUGCACUUGUUAAAGCUGUUGUUACUGCUCCACCAUAUGGUCAACGUAAAGGAUGGGUACCAAGAAAUCCAGAAGAUUUUGGAGAUGGUGGAGCAUUUCCAGAAAUCCAUGUGGCCCAGUAUCCUCUUGGGAUGGGAAUGAAGGGAAAAGAAACUACUAGUAAUGCUUUAGCAGUUCAGCUUGAUGCUCAAGGAAAAGUGAAAUAUGAUGUUAUUGCUAGACAAGGACACUCUAAAGAUAAGAUUGUUUAUAGCAAACUCAGUGACUUGCUACCUUCAGAAAUUACAAAUGAGGAAGAUCCUAGCCUUCAGCGUCCACCUUGUGAAGAAAUUGAUGAACUCACAGAAAAAACCAAAAAGGCUUUAGAAAAGAUAACAAGAUCAAAGAUAGCUGCAGCAAUGCCAGUGAGGUGUGCAGAAAAACAAGCACCAGCUCAGUAUAUUCGAUAUACACCUUCACAACAAGGACAGUCAUUUAAUUCUGGAGCAAAACAAAGGGUUAUUAGAAUGGUGGAGGCUCAGAUAGAUCCUUUAGAACCACCAAAAUUCAAAAUUAACAAGAAAAUACCACGAGGUCCACCAUCGCCUCCAGCACCAGUUAUGCAUUCGCCUACAAGGAAAGUAACAGUAAAAGAGCAAAAAGAAUGGAAAAUACCGCCUUGUAUCAGUAACUGGAAGAACGCAAAAGGCUACACAAUUCCACUUGACAAACGUCUAGCUGCAGACGGUCGCGGAUUACAGCAAGUUCAUAUAAAUGAGAACUUCGCCAAAUUGGCUGAGGCUCUUUAUAUUGCAGACAGAAAAGCUCGAGAGGCGGUAGAAAUGCGAGCACAACUUGAAAAGAAACUGGCACAGAAAGAAAAAGAAAAGAAGGAAGACCAUUUGAGACAACUGGCGCAAAAAGCUAGAGAAGAGCGUGCUGGUUUAAAGUCAGCUGCGAUGGAAAAAUCAGAAGAGUCACGUGAAAGAGAUCAACUCAGACAAGAGCGACACAAAGAUCGUGCUCGAGAACGCAAUUUGGCACGUGCUGCACCAGAUAAGCGUUCUAGAUUGCAACGCGAACGAGAACGAGAUAUUAGUGAACAAAUUGCACUUGGUUUACCAGCGAAAAGUAUUCCCAAUACUGGAGAAGCCCAAUUCGAUCAACGAUUGUUUAAUACUAGCAAAGGAAUGGAUAGUGGUUACGGACAUGAUGACGAAUAUAAUGUAUAUGACAAGCCGUGGAAAGAUUCAAACUCUAUCGGUUCACAUAUAUACCGCCCCAGUAAAAAUAUCGAUAAAGACACUUACGGAGAUGAUUUAGAAAAACUCGUUAAGACGAAUAGAUUUGUUCCGGAUAAGGAAUUUAGUGGAACUGAUAGAUCGACAACGCGCUCAGGGCCUGUACAAUUUGAAAAAGAUGAGGAGGAUCCUUUCGGUUUAGAUCAGUUUUUGAAACAAGCUAAACGUGCAAGCAGUUCUACUACUGCAACUACAAAACGUAAAGAUGAGCGAGAACAACGAAGAGAUGAUCGUGACAAGCGAAGGAAACAUUAACUUUCCUUGUUUAAUUGUUCUUAUUAUUCUAGAAUAAAUUCUGAAUAUUGUUUUUUUAUUUAAGUUAGUUUUAGAAUCAAGUAAUUGAACCUUCAAGUUAGUCAUUUCUGUCAGUUUCAUAAUCUAAU
Molecule: messenger RNA, 1805 nt
Organism: Eufriesea mexicana
Lineage: Eukaryota; Metazoa; Arthropoda; Insecta; Hymenoptera; Apidae
Gene: Bx42
Product: Puff-specific protein Bx42
Exons: 8
Coding region: 49-1677 (542 amino acids)
Biological process (GO): mRNA splicing, via spliceosome
Cellular component (GO): spliceosomal complex
Source: RefSeq, a predicted model, not a curated record